Messenger RNA from Anisakis simplex (herring worm), 273 nucleotides. NCBI's taxonomy places the organism in Eukaryota, Metazoa, Nematoda, Chromadorea, Rhabditida, Anisakidae. The record is from the annotation of a GenBank genome assembly.
AUGGAUUCGCCAUCAGGACUGUUGCUAACGUUGUUGAUGUUGCUCAUCGAGAACAGUAAUUCGUCGUCCAAUGAGGACCGAGCCAGAUGCAGUGCAUACACUGAGCAGUCUAUUUCCAAAUGUCUCAAGCCAAUGUUGGAUUAUGCGAGCAAAUUGCAAUCAGAAACGGGUGCUAUGCAAUUUCCAGUUCAAGGGUCCGAUAUCUUUCAAGAUCUGUGCAGAAUAUACAGCGAAUUCAAGGUUAAGCAAUUACACCUUCAUCGAGCGUUAUAA